Molecule: messenger RNA, 354 nt
Organism: Bemisia tabaci
Lineage: Eukaryota; Metazoa; Arthropoda; Insecta; Hemiptera; Aleyrodidae
Source: the annotation of a RefSeq genome assembly
AUGAUUAAAGGAACAAUAUAUGUGAUAAUUUCUUGCAUAGUUGUAUUUAUAAUUAAUAUUUUAUACAUAUUAAUUAACAAAAAAGCUAUUAAUAGACGAGAAAAAUUUUCUACAUUUGAGUGUGGUAUAGACUUAAUAGCAUCUUUGCGACUUCCAUUUUCCCUGCAUUUUUAUUUUAUUUCAAUUGUUUUUUUGAUUUUUGAUGUAGAAUUGAUAUUGAUUUUACCAUUCGUGUUCUGUUUUAAGUUGUUCAAUAUGAUAAGUAUAUUUUUAAUAAUUUACAUACUUGUUUUAUUUAUUGUAUUAGGGUUUUUUUAUGAAUGAUGAGUGGGAUUAUUUGAAUGAAUAAUAUAA